AUGAGUGAUGCAAGCCUCGAUACGAAUUCAAAUGGAGCCUCAUUGUCGAUGGAGGAAGUGACGAAAAUUAUUCAGAAAAUGAGAGAAGAACAAGCGUCGUUCCUCGAACAGCAGCGAGAAGUCAUUAUCCAGCAGAUUUUGGAGACUAUUCAACGCUCAGGGGUGCUUACUGCAGCAAGUCCGGGCUCUAGCAAACCUAGAAAGAACGAAAAAUCAUCGUCUACUUCCCGACUCGAGCAAAACUUGCAUAACCUCGUCCACCACUCACUUGCCGAAAGCGGUUUGGAUUAUCCUCAUGUCCACAGUACGGCACACGGAGCAAGGGCCCAGACCGUCAAAGACUCUAACAAAGUUGAAAUUAUUGAGCACUCAAGAAAAAAGCCGCUCAUUCUAAGCCGUCAAGAAGUCGAGAGUGGUUAUUGUAGCAGUCCAUCGUCAGUCCAACAUGACAGUAAUGGAGGUCACGAAGAAGAUCAACAAGAGCGGACAUCCUCAAGCCAAGAACCAAACGCCUCCUUAUUACAUUCACCACCUUACAAUAAAGAGGUAACCUCACGAAGAAAUCCACAUACAAGACGCCGACGGCGACAUCGACACAGUAAAUCUCGAUCUCGGGCUUACGUGGAGCAUGUCGACGAUGACUAUUCAGAAUUCACUGAUCCCGUCGAUGCAGCCUUCGCGGAGGUGCGUCACAAAGUGGACUUAAAGACCUUAGCGAUUCUUGAUCGAUCGAAGGCGCUUCUUGGUCAAGUAAAACAGCCAUCGACAGACGGAAGAACCAGCUUCGUGGAAAAGCUACGACAACGUCAUGCGAAUGUGGACCAGAGCACUACUACCGAUAAAAUCAAUGAAGAAGUAAAUGACGGUAGCGAUGAUAGCCAGUCUUUCGAACAGAGAGGUGAGGAAGGCGAAGAGCAAUCGAAAGCAUCAGAAGAUCAGUCACAAGAUGUUAAGACCUCCAAAGUGUCUCCAGAGGAUAUCCGAUGCGACCUGGAACUUCUACAACCUCCCUCUAAAGCACCUGACAACGACAACGAAUGGGAAAACGAAUUAGCCCGGCAGAUUCUGACGAUCUAUGCAACAUCCGUGAAAGCCAAAGCGCUAGAGAAAUCUAACGCCAACAGCUCUGGAAUGGAGCAGAGUGACAACCAAAACUCUCGAGGCGUUAACGGGAAGCAGCGAUUUCAAAGUGUACGGAAGGCAAGGAGAGCACAUAGUCGAGAAGGAUCUUUAAAGACUUCAUGUUCGCUCCCAGCAAUUGGCAAGAAUUCUACUCUCAAACCUACAAAACAGCAACAAUAUUCGUCAACUGUAAACUACUCGUGGGAGCCAUCUCAGCUUCGAGAAGAUGGCAAAGUAAUCAUCAAUAUGCCGAAAGUUCCUCGGCCAAUCUGGUUUGCUGGCACGGGUGCUGUAAAGGCUAUCUGGUGUGCUCUAGCGGACGGAUUUUCCCAGCUACGCCCUCAACAUUCAAUCGCUGGAUCGAUAACCACUUCAGUGUCUGUGUGUGACCAUCGGUUGUGUGAAGAAGUUCGACAAUUGGAAGCCAAGAAGAAGUUCACGCAGUGUAUUACAACGCUCGAGUCGCUGUUAAUCGCCUUGGUUCGAGCUCGUGGAGUGGACGAACUGGAGACGAAACUCUGGAAACAACUCGUUGUCACUUGCAAUGCAUUUGCUAGUCGCUGCAUAGAUUACCAGAAAUUUCCAGCCGGACUGCAACUGAUGAAGCAGGCUGAACAUCUCAUUGACAACUCCAUUUUGGUGGAUAGUACAAUGAGGAUGGAGCUCUUGGCGUACCUGUACGAUACCUAUGCGCACUAUUACUACAAGCGCCGUAAACCGCAUGCGGGACUUCAGUACAUCAUGAAAGCUCACGAGAUCCACAGCAGACAAAGUAGCUGGUCGCAUCUGGCCAAGUGCCGACUGCACAUUGCAAAUCUGCUCUCGUUCCAGAACAAACACACGGAAGCGAUGAGAUACAUGGCCAGUAUUCUGGAAAUGAUCGAGGAAAACAAGCUAGAAGAGACGUCGGAAGGAGUUGGCGGUGGCUCGGCACAGAAACUCUGUCUUGCAGCUGUGUGCUACAAUAACUUGGCUGUCGAACAACUGCAUAUACGCGAAUUUGAAACAGCAAAUGUCUCCUCUUCAAACGCCCAGCGACUUGCCAAAUUGUGUUUGAGUUACAGUAAUCGAUGGCUCGCGCAGUUUCAGGCUACUAGUGAUUGCGUCGCCUUGGCCAUCGCAACUCUUAUGGAGGACACCAAUGCAAAUAAAGAUCCUCUAGCCGAAUGCAGAGCGUCUUCAGCGACAAACGAGAGAAGAAAACAAACAACCGAACCAGGUUCAUCACAGUAG
Phytophthora nicotianae INRA-310 is the source of this 2355-nucleotide messenger RNA. RefSeq lists its product as hypothetical. Gene Ontology annotation, molecular function: protein binding. Bases 1 to 2355 code for a protein of 784 amino acids. The transcript has 2 exons. The record is from RefSeq and is a predicted model, not a curated record. NCBI's taxonomy places the organism in Eukaryota, Oomycota, Peronosporomycetes, Peronosporales, Peronosporaceae.